AUGCGACCGCCUCGCGGCUUGGACACGUCGAUCCUGUCGACCAGCACAACCCGGGCAUCAUGGUGGGAGUCUUUGCAGUGCUCGGAAAGCACUGCUGUGGAAUGGACCAAAGCAAUCCGGGGCCAACCGUGGCUGUUUGCAUUUGGAGCUUUGCAGGUGUUGGAGAAGAAACGCAUCCAGAAGGAUGUGGUUCUUUGCAACACCGUGAUCUCUUCGUGUGAGCACAGCUCUCAGUGGCCUCGGGCAUUGAAUCAGUUCGCCAGCUUCCAGCACAGCCUUCUGCAUGCAUCGGUCGUCUCAUUUGGAGCAGUGAUGAGUAAUUGUGAGAAGGCGGAUCAAUGGCAUAUGGCUGGUCAAUUGCUCUCACAACUCUACUCCACGGAGCUUGAGUCCAAUGCUAUUCUGUUGGCUUCGGCCAUGAGCGCAUCCGGUGGUGAAGCCUGGCGUUGCACCAUGGCCUUGCUUCAACAGUUCUCCUCCUCGAUGAUGAAAUGCGACGUGAUUUGCUUUAACAGUGCUGUCAGUGCUUGUGGAGAAGCAAAACGAUGGGCGAGCGCGUUGAAGAUUUUGUUGGAUGGGAAGUGCCAGCAGCUGCGAAGUACGAUCGUGUCAUACAGUGCAGCCAUGAGUGCAAGUGAGAACCAAUGGCUUUCUGCUUGGCACUUGUUUCAGCUACUGCGCAGUGACGGAGUACUCGUGAGCACAGUUCCCUUUAAUGCUGUCGCCAGUGCUUGCGAAAAAGCAGCAGAGUGGGAAAAUGCCCUGCACCUCGUAAUCCAAGUUGACUUGAUGCGUUUGCAGCGCAGCAUCAUCACCUAUGGCUCUGGCAUCAGUGCGUGUGAGAAGUCGCUGGAGGAGUGGGGCUGGUCUCUGCACCUGCUGGCGGAACUCCUGACACGGUCGCUGCAAGGCAACCUGGUGGUGCACAAUGCAGCAAUCAGCGCGUGUGAGAAGGGCGCCCAAUGGCAACAUGCCCUUCGGCUGUUGAGUACAUUCAAUGACCGAGACCUUGAAAGUGAUUUGAUGUCGUUCAAUGCCCUCAUCAGUUCUUGUGAAAAGGCACAGCAGUGGCAAGCGGCACUACAUUUGCUUCGUCUCAUUCCACUCAUGCGCCUGCAGCGGAGCAUCAUCACUUAUAGCUCGGCCAUCAGCGCCUGUCAGAAGGCCAGCGACUGGGAGCGUGCUUUGCUGCUGGUGGCAGAGCUCACGGCCGUGCAACUUCCUGGGAACGCCAUUGCCUACAAUGCGGCCUUGACUUCCUGUGAAAUGGGCUCACAAAGUGUCCAAGCUUUGCUGCUCUUGAAACGCCUCGAAGAGACCCAGGUGGAAGCGGAUGACUUCGCCUACGCUGCUGCCCUCCGCACGCUAGGCCGCUGCGAGGACUGGCGCUCCGCAGCGGCGCUGUUUGCAACGCUGCCCACGGCCGGCGGUGCAGCAUUUUCGGCGGAGGUCAGGCAUAACGCCCUGCUCAGCGCCUACGAGAAGAGUGCUGUGUGGCUCCAGGCUUUGAAGCUGAUGGCCGCGGUGCCGGCCCUCGGGGACAGGUUUGCCAUCAGCGCGGCGUCCAGCACUUACGCAGACGGACAUGCCUGGCCGGCGGCGCUUCAAGUGGCGGAGGGCAUGGAGCCUGACCGAGUGAUCUAUGGCACCCUGCUCAAGGCGUGCAUGGUCAGCUUGAAAUGGUCAAAGGCCGUCGGUUUGCUGCAGAGCAUGGAGGAAGGAUCUCUUCCAGGAGAUGUGACCACUUGCCACGCCGCCAUCAGCGCCUGUGAUGUGCCGCUGCCGCUGCUGCAGCUGUUAGCGCGCAUGGAGCGCAUCACCACUGGAUUGGUGAAAAAGUAG
This is a messenger RNA of Durusdinium trenchii, 1842 nucleotides long. Lineage: Eukaryota; Dinophyceae; Suessiales; Symbiodiniaceae. The record is from the annotation of a GenBank genome assembly.